GCACUUGACUUUUGGACUCUAUCAACGACGAUGAACUUGUAUCACGAUAUCGCAUUCCACGCCAUGCAAUUUUUCACCUAUUGGUCAUGAUAGGAGAUGACUUAGUACGCCCAACACAGCGUUCGUGUCCCCUCACCCCCGAACUGCAGCUGUUGAUUACAUUGAGAUUUCUGGGCAAGGCUUCAUUUCAAUCGGAAAUUGCUGACCUUCACGGCGUCGUGCAGUCUAGCGUGUCGAAUGCAGUAACCGCGACCAUUAAUGCUCUUUGUCGCCACCUUGAUUUCAUAAAAUUCCCAAAUGAUCUAACCUCAAAGAGAAAAAUUAAAGAGGGAUUUUAUGAAAUUGCCGGUUUCCCCGAUGUUUUGGGAUGUAUUGAUGGGACACUAAUUCCUAUUAUGAGGCCACCCACUAAUGAAGAAGUCGCGUAUGUGUGUAGAAAGGGCUACCAUGCAAUCAAUAUACAGGGCAUAUGUGACCCCGAUCUUCGAUUCAUCAACAUUGUUUGCAAAUGACCAGGAUCAACGCAUGAUUCAUUCAUACUGAGCAACAGUAACAUCGGUUAUACCCUGGAACACUCGGCACCAGAAGGAUGGCUUUUAGGAGACUCUGGGUAUAAUAUAAGACCUCUUCUUCAUCAACACUGUUUUCAUUAUUUGUUUAAUCAAACAUGUUUCAAAUCAUUAUCAUGAAUGCAUGCUAGCUCACAAGUACACUUUGUGGGCCCUUCAGUCAGACAGUGAGUUAUAUUCACCUUAAUAUGCUCACCGUAAAGGCAUGCCAACCUUGUAACCACUGAACUGUAAUUGAAACCAUACUGCACAUAGCUGUCGAUGACAUGACUGAAUACAUAUUUCCCCAUGAUAGAUCAUAAACUUCUGCAUCAACAUCA
Messenger RNA from Gigantopelta aegis, 889 nucleotides. RefSeq names its product putative nuclease HARBI1. The coding region runs from base 87 to 512 and encodes 141 amino acids. NCBI's taxonomy places the organism in Eukaryota, Metazoa, Mollusca, Gastropoda, Neomphalida, Peltospiridae. The record is from RefSeq and is a predicted model, not a curated record. The transcript has 2 exons.